This is a messenger RNA of Ornithorhynchus anatinus (platypus), 2475 nucleotides long. RefSeq names its product Nedd4 family interacting protein 2 (gene NDFIP2). Gene Ontology annotation, molecular function: WW domain binding. Gene Ontology annotation, cellular component: endoplasmic reticulum; Golgi apparatus; perinuclear region of cytoplasm. Lineage: Eukaryota; Metazoa; Chordata; Mammalia; Monotremata; Ornithorhynchidae. The record is from RefSeq and is a predicted model, not a curated record. The coding region runs from base 198 to 917 and encodes 239 amino acids. The transcript is spliced from 8 exons. Gene Ontology annotation, biological process: vacuolar transport; metal ion transport; positive regulation of protein ubiquitination.
CGCAGUGCGGCGGGGCCGGUCCCCGCGGAGGGCGUGGAGUGUCGCCGGAGCGGCCGGAAGUGAAGCGGCUCCGCCCUCCGCCGCCUCCGCCGCCCCCCGAGAAGGGCGAGGGCGAAAAGAAGGGCGAGAAGCAGGGCCCGGGCCGGUCCUGCCCCGUCCCGUCCUGCCGCCGCCGCCGCCCCCGGGGCCCGGGCGCCAUGGACCUCCACCAGCCGCCGGCCAGCAGAUACCGAAUGCUCCACAAUGAAGAUGACGCUUCAGAGUCGCCUGCUGAGGAGCAGCCGUCCACUUCAACCCAGGCGACGCAGAUAGCGCCAAGUCCUCCCACCCCUGAAGCUGAAGCAGGCACUUCCCCGCCGCCUUACAGCAGUAUUGGAGUUCCUGUGGGAGCCGCGGCUGCCUCAGAAACACACAGUGAUCUUUAUCCUGGACCCCCUCCCUAUAGCGUAGCUACCUCUCUUCCAACAUACGAUGAAGCAGAGAAGGCCAAAGCCGCCUCCAUGGCAGCAGCAGCAGCGGAAGCAACCCAAAGAGAAGAAGAGUAUCCACCAUGGGACGACUUCAGCGAUGCCGACCAGCUUAGAGUAGGCAACGAUGGUAUCUUCAUGUUGGCAUUUUUCAUGGCAUUCAUUUUCAACUGGAUCGGAUUCUGUUUAUCCUUCUGUAUAACGAACACCAUUGCGGGGAGGUAUGGUGCUAUCUGUGGAUUUGGCCUUUCACUGAUCAAAUGGAUCCUUAUCGUUCGGUUCACCGAUUACCUUACUGGAUAUUUCAACGGACAGUACUGGCUCUGGUGGAUAUUUCUGGUUCUCGGCCUCCUCCUGUUCUUCAGAGGAUUUGUCAACUAUCUUAAAGUCAGAAACAUGUCGGAAAGUAUGGCAGCAGCUCAUAGAACAAGAUUUUUCUUCUUGUAUUAGAGGCUGCAUCCACCAGACAUUCCUUUCCAAUGUGAAAUUUCCAGAUGAUGGGUAAAACUCCCAACUUAAUAGAAGACUGCUUAACAGAGAAGAAAAAUCAGCGAAGACAAAGACAAAGCUUUUCAGUACUAUCACCGGGUCCUCUAUUAAAUAUGUAUAACGAGUAUUACCUUCAUAUGCACAUUGGCAUAUGUGCUAAUAUUAAAAUAGGGAAUUGACAAGUAACAGACCUUUCGAUUGAUAUCGGUUAAAGUGCUGUCAGACCUGGUUAAAUCAGUGUUUUGAGGUAACAAAGACUUAGAUGGAAACUCGUCUUGUAGAUUGCAUGUACCACUGACUGAUUGAUCGGAAGUUUAGCUAAAUAAAAAUGAAAUCUCUCUAAUUAUUUAGCUCGGCCAGUUUGGGACCUUAGGUGGACCGGCUACAUUACGGUAUACAUCGUUAAAAAAAAAUGUAACUGAAGCCUGAUGUGCUUAGUAUUUGAAGGGUCUUGUCAAAUUUUGAUCAAGGCACCGCUUCCACUGCUAAAAUUCUUUCCCUCUGUAAAUAGCCCUGUAUAAAUUAGUGUCUGAGUCACCGUCUUAGGGAUUGUGUCCAAGUAUUUACUCAUUCAUUUUAAAUUAAGUUCACUCUUAAUACGGAUAAUAUAUAUUUUUUAACAAUUUGGAUAUCAAAGGAAUAGAUUGCCUUAGGAGUGAUUUCUGCGAGAGGGCCAGAGUACCAGAUGUCCUUCAAGUGGAACAUUUUCCUUCAGGUUUCAGUGGUGUCGGAACAAAGAACUCGGUUUGUCACGUUGUUCGGCCACCUUGAAACGGGACUCGUUUUAGCUAUUAUCACAUUUGUUUUAUUUAAGGCAUUUUUUGAAUAAAACUCAUCUGUCCGAUUAACUCAUUUAGGGUUCAGUCUUUGGGGAAAAAAAAAGGUGCAUCUCCUAAGGUGGGUUUGGAAGUCAUUUUAGAAAUAGGCACUUUUCUUUAGGUGAUUACUCUCAUUUUUGAAGUUCAGCUAACAAGUAACGAUCUGCACUAUUAAUAGCUGCUUGCUUUUCCGAAGAAGGGGGAUUAACCGUUGAGGAAAUCAUCUCUCAUUUUGGAGCAUGUGAAGUCUGUUUGGGGUGGUGGGAAUCACUUGGGGGCUGUGUUUGCUACCUGGAUACAAUAGGUCGCCGCAACCUUCAUCACAACUGGAAGCCAGACCCCAAAACAUGCAGUCUCCAACAUGUUGGCACCUUGGCAAAGCCAUUUACUCCUCAUUCAUUUUUAAUUUUUUCAACUUGAUCCUUAGUUUUCAAUUAAUAAUGAAGUUAAGGAGACUGUCGCUUCAGUAUUAGAGCUAUGUGAAAUGCAGAAAUGGUAAGAUUGUUCAUUUUAUUUUAAGUCUUUGCAACUGAUUAAAAGUAAUUCAGGGGCAAAUGGCCUCCAUUUCUGAGAAAAACAGUCAUUACUUUUGAACAGUUAAUUUGCAAGCUCUUCUGAAUGUCAUCUGAAUUUUUUCCUAUGCUUUACUCAUUGUCUUUAUGGUUAGCAAAUAAAACAUAUGGUUUUGUUUUGCUAAUUGA